GGAGGAGGGUACCCGCCGUGCAGCGCCGCUGGCAUCUGCAGCCGCGCGACCCGCCUCCCGCACCCGUUCCCCCGCAUCCGUCCCUCUAUCCAUCGGUCGGUUCUGCGGAGCCGGCCGGAAGCCUCGGGCUCUGGGCACUGCAUGGGAGGCUACACCAGACCGAUGACUGCGGCGGCGGCGGCGGCCCUGUCCGGGCUGGCGGUGCGGCUGUCGCGCUCCGCCGCGACCCGCGGCUCGUACGGCGCCUUCUGCAAGGGGCUCACGCGCACGCUGCUCACCUUCUUCGACCUGGCCUGGCGGCUGCGCAUGAACUUCCCCUACUUCUACGUCGUGGCCUCCGUGAUUCUCAACGUCCGCCUGCAGGUACACAUUUAGAGCAACUAACUUUGUGGCAUUGCAGGGGGCAGGGAGCCCAGCAGGAUGGCCGACCUCCACCCACCAACUCACCCGCCCUAGAGCGAAGUGACCAGCUCGCCUCGUGCACAGAUUUGCCGGUCUGUCCUUCUAUGGCCCCAUCUUUUAAUAUAAAUGGGCGGCUAGAAACCAUUAUUUGCGGAAAGCCUGCAAUAUAACCCCAGAAGCCUAAGAUAUAAGGAAAAGCUGAAUCCCAAGGAAAUAUUAAAAAUCUGAAAAUCCUCAGAAAUAAUUGAGAAGUUCUUGCAUCCAUAAAACAAGACAGCACGAACGCUGGGAAAUGACAAUGGGCACAAGCUGCCCUGAUGGGGGAAAAAAAAGGAAAAGUUACUAACAACUUUAAUAAAGAUAAACUGUGCAAGAAUGGUCCAAAUAGAAAGCAAAUCUUCCAAAUUAGAAAAAGAAGUGAAUAGACUUCCAACUGAAUUGAAUAAAUUCUAAGAAACAGAUGGAUGGAGUCAGAAGCUGGAAGAAAUUAAUCACAUGAUCUGGAAGGCCUGGAUUUCUUCACCCCAAAAGAAAAAAAACUAUAGCAAACGGAAACUACAGGGAAAAACAAACAUUUCAAACUGUACAAGAAAAGUAGGCUUCAAAUACGAAGCAUCCUCGGAUGUGGCCUGUUGUUGAACUGUUGCCAGGAGCCAGAGGAAGGGAAUCCGCUUGAACCUGAGCACGUGAAUCAAGACUGCAGUCACAGAUAAGAAAAUGCCAUCACAGCAUUCAGUUUUGCUUUUCGGUGAACGAUGUUUAAAUAAUCAUUACAAUGGAAAUAUUAAUUGUGAUUUUUCGUUUUUAGAGUAAAUCUCUAGGCAAAGCAGGGAGGAAGACAAUUACAGUUAUAGCACAGAAUGGGAAUGUUAACCAGCUUUGAAAAGAACAGGCAACAAGUUCUUGGCAGUCAGAGGGGAGGAGAUGGAAUAGCGGUGUGAUUCUCAUAUGGUAUGGGGCCCAGAUACUGUCUCUAGUUGAAAGAAUAAGACAAGCUUAGGGGUUAUAUUUUUAAAGUUAACAAAGUAACCAACAGAAGAGUUAAAACUAGUGAUACAACCAUACGGAGGGGGAGGAGAGCUGAGGGGAUGCAGAAAAUGUGUCAAGUUAAGAAACAGUAAUAAAAGCAUAUUAUUAGGGGAAGUGGAGUUAACCUCUAAACAGACAUGUGUAAAAGUUUUUGCCUCUAGGUGGGGGAAGCAAAAGUUGAGAAGGGUGGCAGGGAGUUGCUGCUUUUCAUUAUAUGUCCUUUUGUACUGGUUGAUUUUUUUAAUUCUUUAUAUGCAUGUAUUACUUUGAUAAAAAUUAAAACUGGACACACUGGUUUGGGAAAUA
Molecule: messenger RNA, 1737 nt
Organism: Camelus dromedarius (Arabian camel)
Lineage: Eukaryota; Metazoa; Chordata; Mammalia; Artiodactyla; Camelidae
Gene: SMIM10
Product: small integral membrane protein 10
Exons: 1
Coding region: 142-375 (77 amino acids)
Source: RefSeq, a predicted model, not a curated record